AUGGCUGUUGAGUUGAAGGACGAAGACGACGUGCCCCUAGCCUUCAUCUUCGAGACGAAUGAGCCGAUUUUCGGACCCAACCACUACAUACAAGCGAUCACUCGAGGAGAAGACCUCAAAACUUUCCGACAUAUGUUUCGACCACCUUGCGAGUGCGAAGAGUGCAACCAGCAGUACAAGACGGCGAUCAACAGAGAUACACGACUUCCUGACGGUCAAUUCAAGCAGAUCAAGAGGUAUUCCAGUUAUGUCGCGGAUGAAGAAGCCAAAACUCAAGCAAGUCGAGCCUUCAAGAAGAUUUCGGCCGAUCGUGCAUACCUCAAAGAGCAGUGUUACAUGAACGGUAACACAAUUCUCAAGCGUUGGAAGAAAUUGACGCCCAGCGAACGAGCUCGUCAUCUACUCCUGGUUGACAAUGAUCUUUACCAACAUCAAUGGGCCGAUGUGAUAUUUUCGCGUAAGUUCGCUGAACGACUGAAAGUAUUCAGAAAAGCAGUUGCGGAAGGCUCUGUACAUUGGCAUGGGUGUAUCGACUUGACUCAGGGACGCGAACGCCGACCAUACCGCAACACGUUCUUACUACCAUAUAUCAAUGUCGAGGCUUUAGCUUCUGACCCAUUGAGGCUGUUGAACCUUCUGCACAACCGCACAAAGUAUUCCCCUGCGGAGUGGGCACCCUACGACACAACCAUACUCGCAAAGGACUGGGAAUUGGGUACAUUCGAGACCGCAUACAGUAGUGUUUGUAUCAUCAUGCAUGGUUCGGAAUAUGGGAAAGUGACGCGAUGGGAAGAGAGUGCUGCCCACAGGUGGGACAUUGUAGGAUUUCCUAGGGCUAUCUUGACUUUGGAAGCUCAGCAGAAGCUCUUGGCGUUCUUGCGAGGGAUCGUCGAAAAGCUUCUCGAGGGCUUUAGUCGCAACGACACAUCACCACAAUCCGAUCGCUUUGAAAAGAUAAUUGGAUUACGGUCAGCAAGCCCCGGAGGAAGCAGCCCAGACGAGUUCGCAUCGACAUAUCUAAAUCAACCAUUCUCAGCUCCUCCGAAAUUUGACAUCGAAGAGCUACUCUCUAUCGCUCAGACACAGCUGAAUAUGCAUGGUGACAAUCUGUGGCUGUUGCAGACAGAUCCACGAUACUUUCGUCGAUAUGCGAAGCUUUUGGUUGACGGAGGUUUAGCCACGAAUCUGACGAAGACAAACCAGUAUGUCUGCACUCAUCUCGAAUUAAUGCAGAGAGCGAUACAAUUCUGGUCUUGGGAGGGCAUUUUGGAGGCGACAUUGAAGCUGCAAGCAACAUAUCGUAGCUUCGAUGUUGAAGUGAAAGUUGGGGAAGCCCUUUCCUCACAGUACAACCACGCACUUGGGUCAUUGGAAGCUCUUCUCUAUGAUCAAUUGCAGCGCCGCAUUCAGGCAAUCCGAUAUACUUUGCUUCAUAGGCCGGGCUUCCAGAGCAAGUGGAAUGUCAAGUACGUCCAACGUUUGCAGAGCAUGUCGGUCUCGAUAGGGCGAAAGGUUCCCGGUGAAACGCCUGCAGAUGUGCUGUACAAUGACCGCUUGAACUUCUGUACAUUCGCUUUGACCGAUAAGGAAGACAUAAUCAUAGAUAACCAUGAGCACACCGACCCUCGUCGGAAGGACUUCUCCAUGCUCUUUGCAAUGUUUGACGAACAUCUAGCAGACUGCCACAAGAAAAAAGACAAGCUAGAGUUGGCGAGGCUGGACGAGAUCCUCUACGAGUUGUUCGCUGAUAUGUCUUCCGUGCACCAAAUGCUUUCUCUGGUUCGGUGGCAUCGCCCGCAUCCACCCACGCCUUCAAUACAAGACCUAAAGUCUUCCGAAGAUGGCAAAGUGUGGCGUUAUAUUGAGAAGCAAUUCUUCGAACAGAGCACGUGGAGACAAAUUGAGUGGAAGGAUGGCAAGUGGGUGGACCAUCUCAGACCUGAGUUGAAGGAGUGCGGAUCUAAGAAGAUAGCUGCUGAGCAACGUUUGGCUACACUUCUGAAGAACUUCAUGGAGACCCCGAAGCCAACAGGCACCCGGUUCAGCCAGACUUGGCUCGAUCAAGACGCUUCCGAAAGAGCAGCUCUGAGCAAGUUCUGGGAAGGUAUGCGCGCUCGCCAUGAAGGAACCUUGCGGCGAUUAGGUUUCGACGCGUCCGACAUUCAUUCUGACUUGAAAGUCUUAUCCGCGGACAGAGAUGCGGAGUAUCUGGCCGAAAUCGAGGCAGAGAAGCAGGCAAUAUUGACUGGAAUUGCUGCACGAGAGACGGAGAAGGAAGCCAAGAAAUUGCUUAAGGCCCAAGGCAAGAAAGUACUACAGACCCAAUGGGGCUUGGAACAACCAGAUCCUCUCGUCACCCCAUUGUCAAAGCUAAAGAUCAAGCGACAUGGGGUCGCCGAGCAAAGCGCAGACCAACAUACAACUGAUGAAGCACCAACUGCUGUACAGCUAGAGUCUGAUGCUACAAGUGCUACCGAAGAGAAGAUAUGCGUCGGCGUAAGCAAAAGAUCUUUGUUGAUAUUCAGAGGCAUGUUUCCGAGCAACAAUCCAGAAGAACGUUCCAGGAGCGUGGACUGGGAUGCCUUUGUGAACGCCAUGGGGGAAGAACCAAUCAGCUUCGUUGCUCGUCACAGUGCCGGUGGUUCGGCCUAUUCAUUUGAGCCAAGUGUAAAGUCAAAGUGGUUUGGGAAGGGUAAGAUUGUGUUCCAUAAACCUCAUCCUGUACCGAUUCUUGAUCCGAUUGAGUUGUCUACAAAUGGGAAGCGGAUGGCGAAGUGGUUCGGAUGGAGCGAGGAGACCUUUCAACUGCGGGAGAAGUAAAUGGUAUUUGUAAAGUAAUAUCUCGGAAUAUUUUGGUCUCUGGCCAGGAUUUGUAGCUCUCUAGACUGUGUAGGAAUUAGA
Mollisia scopiformis is the source of this 2901-nucleotide messenger RNA. RefSeq lists its product as uncharacterized. The coding region runs from base 1 to 2820 and encodes 939 amino acids. Lineage: Eukaryota; Fungi; Ascomycota; Leotiomycetes; Helotiales; Mollisiaceae. The record is from RefSeq and is a predicted model, not a curated record. The transcript has 3 exons.